GUGGAGAGAAACAAAUGGCAAGGCCAAGAAUUCGUCUUCGAAUUCCAAGUCCCUUGAUUCAUCGGAAGCUAUGGAGAUUUCUGGGUUUGUUUUCAAGCCUUGUUGGUCUUAUCUGUUACGCUUUGAGUUCCUCUUUCCGCCAACUAUUUGGUGAAUGGAACUCUUUCAAGCUCAUAAUCUACUGCGUGGUAAGUUUAUGCAUAACGAGCUUAUUCUUAUUUUCUCAGAAACUGAGACUCUCAAGGAGUUUCUUGCUCAAAGUUCAUUUGGGUUUCUUGGUUCUGAUGAUCACAACAUUUUACUCAUUCUUCUCCGAUAAAUCAGUCAGGGGAAAACCGGACAUAUUCAGCUUGAUCUCUUGUGCUUCCUUUUCUUUAAUGUCCUUAAGCUUAUCAAAGCACACCAACCUCGGAUUCGAAGGUGAUCUUCUCACUUUCUUCCUAGGUUGUCUCACCGUUCAACUCAUGAAAGUUCACUUGAUGCUUGGCUUCCUAGCUGCCAUUUUCUGCUAUUUCAUCAUUGUUCUUCGUUCUCGUCCUUGUCCUAAUCAGUCACAAAUAGAAGCCACUCAAGCUCAAGAUCACCAAUCUGUGUCACAAAUAGAAAUGGAAAUUGAUUCUGUGAGAGAAAUUGAUGAUACUGGCAAUGGUCCUCAAUCACAGAUAUUACAAACAAUGUCUGGUGAUGAGUACAAUUGGAAGAAAUAUGAAGUAAAACAAGUGAAAGGAAGUGAAAAGCAAAUGAGUUUCUACAAAUGCUCAAUUCCAAAGUGCCCAGUAAAGAAGAGAGUGGAGAGUUAUGUAAAUGGACAGAUCUGUGAUGUGGUUUAUAAGGGUACUCAUAACCAUGGUAAGCCUAUUACAAAGGAGAGAAACUCAUCUUUUGAAACUCUUUAUGCAACUAAUGCAAGUAACCAACCUUUCAAAGCUUUUUUCUUUGAUAGAACCCCUUAUCAACCAUUGCAGAAUCAUGAGAACGAACAACUCGACCCGACCGACUCAUCCGAGAGUUCAUCAGUAUCAGUGUGAGAUGCUGAAAUGUGGGAUUUGAGGAUACUGGUACAAGUCACCAGAGUCAGGGGGG
Neltuma alba is the source of this 1083-nucleotide messenger RNA. RefSeq lists its product as uncharacterized. NCBI's taxonomy places the organism in Eukaryota, Viridiplantae, Streptophyta, Magnoliopsida, Fabales, Fabaceae. Gene Ontology annotation, molecular function: sequence-specific DNA binding; DNA-binding transcription factor activity. The transcript has a single exon. Bases 15 to 1028 code for a protein of 337 amino acids. The record is from RefSeq and is a predicted model, not a curated record. Gene Ontology annotation, biological process: regulation of DNA-templated transcription.